AUGGCGCUUCUAAUAGAGGCGGCAGGCUGUACACAGUGGCUGCUGUGCUGUGCUGUGCUCUGGAAGCGAGACGAGGUCAAGGGCCGGCUGCCGGGCCGCGCUCUCACACCGACACUCGCGGCGCCGCUGCUCGGUGCAGCGCGGCUGUGCCGGCGCUACCGCGCGCGCUCGGGCUGCCCGUCGCUGGUGCUGCUGGAGGGCGGCACGGGCCGCGUGCUGUCGGCGGCGGCGGGCGAGCACCUGCUGCGGGACCCCGAGGGCCGCGGCUUCCCCUGGCGGCCGCGCCCCGUCUCCCACGUCCUGCACGCCGCCGCCCUGGUAGCCGCCGACGGCAGCUCCACUGCCUUCCGGGACGUCGACGCCACCAUCGCCGGGCUCUACUUCUCCGCGCACUGGUGCCCGCCCUGCAAGGCGUUCACUCCGCAGCUGGUGGAGACCUACCACAAGGUGCGCGCCCGUGGCCACCGCUUCCAGGUCAUCUUCGUCAGCUCGGACCGGUGA
Schistocerca nitens (vagrant locust) is the source of this 501-nucleotide messenger RNA. Its product is annotated as nucleoredoxin-like. The record is from RefSeq and is a predicted model, not a curated record. The transcript is spliced from 4 exons. The coding region runs from base 1 to 501 and encodes 166 amino acids. NCBI's taxonomy places the organism in Eukaryota, Metazoa, Arthropoda, Insecta, Orthoptera, Acrididae.